GCAGCGACCGACCGGGCGCCCGACCAUGUCCAACAUGGAGAAGCACCUGUUCAACUUGAAGUUCGCGGCCAAAGAGCUGAGCCGCAGCGCCAAGAAGUGCGACAAGGAGGAAAAGGCCGAGAAGGCCAAAAUCAAGAAGGCCAUCCAGAAGGGCAACAUGGAAGUGGCGCGCAUCCACGCGGAGAACGCCAUCCGCCAGAAGAACCAGGCGGUGAACUUCUUGCGGAUGAGCGCGCGCGUGGACGCGGUGGCGGCGCGGGUGCAGACGGCGGUGACCAUGGGCAAGGUGACCAAGUCCAUGGCCGGCGUGGUCAAGUCGAUGGACGCGACGCUCAAGACCAUGAACCUGGAGAAGAUCUCGGCCCUCAUGGACAAGUUCGAGCACCAGUUCGAGACGCUGGACGUGCAGACGCAGCAGAUGGAGGACACCAUGAGCAGCACCACCACGCUCACCACGCCCCAGAACCAGGUGGACAUGCUGCUGCAGGAAAUGGCCGACGAGGCCGGCCUCGACCUCAACAUGGAGCUGCCCCAGGGCCAGACCGGCUCGGUGGGCACCAGCGUCGCCUCGGCCGAGCAGGACGAACUGUCCCAGAGGCUGGCCCGGCUCCGGGACCAGGUGUGAUGGCCGAACCGCCUCCGGGACUUAGAAGGUCCGGGCCCCUCACACUCCUCCCGAGGAA
Molecule: messenger RNA, 683 nt
Organism: Suncus etruscus (white-toothed pygmy shrew)
Lineage: Eukaryota; Metazoa; Chordata; Mammalia; Eulipotyphla; Soricidae
Gene: CHMP1B
Product: charged multivesicular body protein 1B
Exons: 1
Coding region: 26-625 (199 amino acids)
Biological process (GO): endosome transport via multivesicular body sorting pathway; late endosome to vacuole transport; protein transport
Cellular component (GO): multivesicular body; ESCRT III complex
Source: RefSeq, a predicted model, not a curated record